Gopherus evgoodei (Goodes thornscrub tortoise) is the source of this 1723-nucleotide messenger RNA. RefSeq names its product gastrula zinc finger protein XlCGF8.2DB-like. Gene Ontology annotation, biological process: regulation of transcription by RNA polymerase II. The transcript has 3 exons. NCBI's taxonomy places the organism in Eukaryota, Metazoa, Chordata, Testudines, Testudinidae. Gene Ontology annotation, molecular function: DNA-binding transcription factor activity, RNA polymerase II-specific; RNA polymerase II cis-regulatory region sequence-specific DNA binding. The coding region runs from base 53 to 1048 and encodes 331 amino acids. The record is from RefSeq and is a predicted model, not a curated record.
CCGUGGCUCUGAGAAAGAAGUGCUUCCAAGAGCUGCCUGCACAGGUGAUGAGAUGGUGAGUCAGAAUGAGGAGGAGAAACCCCAUCAAGAAGAUGCUGAGCAAGGAGAACCACAUGGAACUUUAUCAGGAAGAUCCAAAGGGAAUGUUUCCGGGAGUUGUGCACUCCCAGAGAAAACAAAAGCCUGUGAGACUCUGCACAGGCCAGAGGGAAACUUUAGUAGCCUCUCAGACCUUGUAACAAGCAAGAGAAUCAACUUGGAAGAGACACGCUACACAUGCCAUGAGUGUGGGAAAAGCUUCAAUCAGAGCUCUACCCUUAUCAGACAUCAGACAAUCCACACAGGUGAGAAACCUUAUGGAUGUGCUGAGUGUGGGAAAUGCUUCAGUCAGAGCUCAAACCUUAUCACACAUCAGAGAAUCCACACAGGAGAGACGCCCUACACUUGCUCAGCGUGCGGGAAAAUCUUUAGUCAGCGCUCAAACCUUAUCACACAUCAGAGAAUCCACACAGGAGAGACUCCUUAUACGUGCACUGAGUGCGGGAAAAGCUUCAAUCAGCGCUGCUCUGCCCUUAUCACACAUAGGAGAAUCCACACAGGAGAGACGCCUUAUACGUGCGCUGAGUGUGGGAAAAGCUUUAGUCGGAGCUCGCACCUUAUCACACAUCAGAGAAUCCACACAGGAGAGACACCCUACACAUGCACUGAGUGUGGGAAAAUCUUUAGUCAGCGCACAAACCUUAUCACACAUCAGAGAAUCCACACAGGAGAAAAGCCCUACACAUGCUCAGAGUGCGGGAAAAUCUUUAGUCAGAGCUCUGCCCUUAUGAGACAUCAGAGAAUCCACACAGGAGAGAAGCCCUACACAUGCUCUGAGUGUGGGAAAAGCUUCAAUCAGACCUCAAACCUUAUGAAACAUCAGAGAAUCCACACAGGAGAGACGCCCUACACAUGCUCUGAGUGCGGGAAAAGGUUCAGUCAUUGCUCAAGGCUCACUAGACAUCAGAAAAUCCACAUGAGAGAGAAUUGUAAUAAAUCCCUUGACUAGGGUUGGCCAAAACAAUUUUAAAAAAAUCACAUUUGCUAAUUCCCACAUAGUGAUUUUGCAUCAUCUUCAUCGUGGUCUCUCAGCUCCACCAAAUCAGUUGCCUUCUUCUGCCUUUUGCAGCUCACCCUUCUUUGGGGUCAGUCCUAUGAUUUUUUCUAUCAACUCCUUUCCUUUUGAGUCAUAGGAGUGUGUGUCCCUCCAGCCAGGAAUGUUCAUCAGUUCCAGAUUAGGGAGAGAGGUUUGAUCUCAACAAGGUACACUGAGGCAAAAACUACCUGUGCCUUCCAUCCACUAGGACUGUACAUGGCGUUGGCUGCUCAAGUUAGUGAUCUUGGCGUAAAAUGUUGUAGUGCAGAUGCAGCCCAGGUGCAGUGGUUGGCAUUAGGUUUCCCCUUGACCUGACCUAAACUCCAUCACUGUUCCUAGUCUAAAUUAACCCUGAGCAUCACGGGUUCCCCCAUUUCAAAGCAAUGUUCCCCCAUUUCAAAGCAAUUCUUAGUCAUUGAGUUCUCCCUUGGGGAACAAAUUGUUUCAUUCCUAGUUGCUCUGAUGUUGCUUCAGAUUGUACUGGAGAGCAGAUAUUUUUAUUAUCAUUUUCCGCACUUAAAAUAUAUUGAACUAUAACAAAGAGCAGGAACAGGGCAGGAAUAGGGGAAAAUGUCAUUUCACCCAUUG